This is a messenger RNA of Striga hermonthica, 333 nucleotides long. Lineage: Eukaryota; Viridiplantae; Streptophyta; Magnoliopsida; Lamiales; Orobanchaceae. The record is from the annotation of a GenBank genome assembly.
AUGCUAGUUGGAUAUGUCGACUCAGAUACGACAGGUGAUGUUGAUUCCAGAACGUCCAUUUCAGGAUUUCUGAUGACUUUUGCAGGGGGGGAUGUGUCGUGGCAGUCUAAGCUGCAAAAGUGUGUUGCGUUGUCUACCACAGAAGCUGAGUACAUUGCGAUAACAGAAGGUUGCAAAAAGGCUUUGUGGAUGAGGCGAUUCCUAGAGGAAUUAGGCUUGCACCAGAAGAAGUAUCUUGUGUUCAGUGAUAGCCAAAGCGCUAUCCACCUCUCUAAGAACUUUUCAUUUCAUUCGAGUGAGAAUGGUGCAGACAUGAUGACGAAGACUUCUUGA